Messenger RNA from Calidris pugnax (ruff), 1342 nucleotides. RefSeq names its product rhodopsin kinase-like. Lineage: Eukaryota; Metazoa; Chordata; Aves; Charadriiformes; Scolopacidae. The annotation marks the transcript as partial. Gene Ontology annotation, cellular component: cytoplasm. The record is from RefSeq and is a predicted model, not a curated record. Gene Ontology annotation, biological process: regulation of signal transduction; signal transduction; protein phosphorylation. Gene Ontology annotation, molecular function: ATP binding; G protein-coupled receptor kinase activity. The transcript is spliced from 5 exons.
AUGGACAUCGGAGGUUUGGAGACGGUGGUGGCCAAUUCGGCCUACGUCUCGGCCCGGGGCGGCCCGGGGGCUUCUUCGGGUCGAGAUCGACGCCAACGAGCCCGUCUCCGCCUGCCCCACAUCUCCCAGUGCGAGGCCCUCCGAGCCCGCUUGGCGGGAGGCGGCGGGGUUGCCCAAAAAGGGGGCGAAACGGCCCAAAAAGGGGGCGAAGUGGCUCAAAACGGCGUCGGCGGGGCCCAAAACGGCGUCGGCGGGGCUCAAAAUGGCGGCGGCGGGGCUCAAAAUGGCGGCGCCCAUGGAGGCGGCCAUCUUGAAGAGGAUACUUCCUUCCGGUGGCAGUGCGUGGAGCAACCAAUCGGGAAGCUGCUUUUCCAGCGGUUCCUAGAAGGGACGCCGGGAUUGGCCGCCGCCGGGGCCUUGUGGGCGGAGCUGGAGGCCUACGAGCGCUGCGAGGAUGAGGAGAGGGGAGGGGCGGCUGCCGCCAUCAGGGGAAGGUUCUUCGCCCCCGGCGGGGCCCAGCACUGCGGCUUCCUCAGCCCGGCCGCCGUCGCCCCGCCCGCAGGCGCCGCCCCGUCGGCGAACGACUUUGGGCAAGCUCGCCGGGAGUUACUAGCCCACCUGGAAGCGGUGGCCUGGCCCCCGUACCGCUCCUCCCCCGAAUUCGGGCGCUUCGUCCAGUUCAAGUGGUUGGAAGGGCAGGCGGUGGGGGCCGAGGCCUUCGUGGAUUUUCGGGUCCUGGGCAAAGGUGGCUUCGGCGAGGUCUGCGCCUGCCAGCGCCGGGCCACCGGCAAGAUGUACGCCAACAAGCGCCUCAACAAGAAGCGCCUCAAGAAACGCCAGGGCUACCAGGCGGCGCUGGUGGAGAAGCGGAUCCUGGCGCGGGUUCACAGCCGCUUCAUCGUCUCCUUGGCCUGCGCCUUCCAGACCAAGACCGACCUCUGCCUCGUCAUGACCAUCAUGAACGGCGGCGACCUGCGGUACCACAUCUACAACGUGGACGAGGAGAACCCGGGCUUCCCCGAACCCCGGGCCGUGUUUUACACCGCCCAGAUCCUGCUGGGGCUGGAGCACCUGCACCAGCACCGCAUCGUCUACCGCGACCUCAAGCCCGAGAACGUCCUCCUCGAUGACGCUGGUGACGUGGAGAACAAGGAGGUGACGAGACGCAUCCUCCACGACCCCGUCAGCUACUCGGAGCGGUUCAGCCCGGUGGCUCGCGCCGCCUGCGAGGGGCUACUGGCCAAGGACCCCAACACCCGCUUGGGCUUCCGGGACAACGACUGCGCCCAACUCAAGGGCCACCCCAUCUUCUCCAGCGUCAACUGGGGACGUCUGGAGGCAG